AAAGAGGCGGGACUAUCUCCAAGGAUUCGUCCGCGUUGACCUCCGCCACAUCCUUCGUGCCCUUUAAUUCGUACAUUGGCAGACUGGAAAUUUAUCCAGCGAGUUUUAAUUUACUUGUCUAUCUAAAUUAGAAAAUGGCGUUGCUAACACCUCUCCUUGCAUUCCUCUACCACUUGCCGCAGGUGUACAAGUGGCUGCUAAAACCAUACUAUGUCGCGUCUCUGUUCAUGUCAGUCGCGUUUCUCCUGAUCCGCAAGACGCCAGGCAUCUGCGAGCAUCUUUCGACACAACGAGAGGAUGGCAACCCCUGCGACUUUGACUGGAGAGAAGUGGAGAUUCUUAUGUUCCUCAGUGCCAUCGUCAUGAUGAAAAACAGAAGAGCAAUAACGGUGGAACAGCAUGUGGGGAACAUCAUUCUGUUCAGUAAGGUUGCCAACGUUAUCCUCUUCUUCAGACUGGACAUCCGCAUGGGCCUGCUCUACCUCACCCUCUGCAUCGUGUUCCUGAUGACCUGUAAGCCUCCUCUCUACAUGGGCCCAGAGUACAUCAAGUACUUCAGUGACAAGACCAUAGACGACGAGUUGGAGAGGGACAACAGGGUGACGUGGAUUGUAGAGUUCUUCGCUAACUGGUCCCCAGAGUGUCAGUCCUUUGCCGCCGUCUACGCAGACCUCUCCCUCAAGUAUAACUGUGCUGGGCUCAAGUUUGGGAAGGUGGACAUCGGCCGGUAUGGAGACGUGUCUAAGAAGUACAAGGUGAGUACCUCUCCCCUCUCCAAGCAGCUGCCCUCGCUGCUGCUGUUCCAGGGGGGCAAGGAGGUGAUGAGACGCCCCCAGGUGGACAAGAAGUGUAGGGCCGUAUCCUGGAGCUUCACUGAGGAGAACAUCAUCCGGGAGUUCAACCUGAACGAGCUCUACCAGAAGUCCAAGAAACUCAAUAAGUCCAAGGGAGACUGGAGCGACAAGAUCAACGAAUCACAGUUCCCGCCGUUGCACGAAGAGGAGGAGCCCGAAGUCGACGCCCAGGGGGAGGAGACGGAGACCAAGAAGGACAAAUAGAAUUGUCAGGGGUAGUGGCCUCAGAAGAACGCUGGGACAUCACAAUGGGACUUGCUGGUGUUCUGUUCUAUCGAGGGAACAAACAUGAUUGUUACGAAUCCUUUUUUUAUUUUGCUAUGUACAACACGAUUUGAGUUGCAAAAUGUGAUUUAUGAUUAACUCAAUAUUAACUAAUAUCUCAACUGUGCAGUUCGAUUUGUACGUCUCCGUCAUACUUAUGAGUUGCAUCGAUCUUUCCUCCAGUUCCCUGGAGAAACUCUAUGCUCAUCAUUGGAUGUGUCCCAAAUGGCAUUCUAUUACCUAAUAUAGUGCACUAGGGAAAAGGGGUGUGACUUAACAAUUGAAUGCAUUUUAUUUAGGCUUUAAUAUUGGGCACACUACAAUUAUACACUCCAUUCCUAGUGUUUCACUUGAUUUAAAACUUGUCCCAUUUGGGAUAUAGUGUGAAUUUACACUCCGUCCAGUCCAUGCUUGGUGAGACAAAUUGCAUGCACCCAUUGAACUGAAGUUACAUUGGCUUCGUCUGAAAUGGCUUAAUGGUUCAGACAUGGUCAAGUAUUUUAAGCCAGCUACCUACCUUCGACUGGGUCCAUGAUAAUGUGUAUGAGCCACGGCCUCUGACCCAAAAGGUCUUUGAGAGGAAACUUGUUUUAUUUUUUUUUCUCUUCCAUAAGUGGUUGUCACCUUAUAGUUUUCAGUUCAAGAUGAUGCUGGAGUGAACAGAGCAUUUGGCUAAUAACACUAAGUCCAUGUGAGAACUAGACCUGUUAUUUUGUCAUCUACAAAAUAUCAGAGAUAGUUGAGGGAGGCACUGGUCGUCUCUAUCCCUCACUCCCCUCCAUGACAGAAUAUCCCUCACUCCUCUCCAUGAAAGAAUAUCCCUCACUCCUCUCCACCCUGACAGAAUAUCCCUCACUCCUCUCCACCCUGACAGAAUAGGUAGAAUUACAUGUUUACCCAUCUAAACAAUUAACAUUUUGACACCAGCAUCUCUAGGCGAUGUAACAGAACAUUUUACUACCUGUUUGACAUUCCCUUGGUUACUGUAGAAUUGUGUCUCAACCUUCCGUUCAGAAUGUGUAGAUUGAUUCCGUGAAUGAGCCUGCCGCUUGAUGUGUCUGACAUGGUUUUUUUUAUGCAAUAAAAAUGUGUACAUGAA
Messenger RNA from Oncorhynchus keta (chum salmon), 2217 nucleotides. Its product is annotated as thioredoxin-related transmembrane protein 2-B-like. Gene Ontology annotation, molecular function: disulfide oxidoreductase activity. Gene Ontology annotation, biological process: brain development. The transcript has 8 exons. Bases 135 to 1058 code for a protein of 307 amino acids. The record is from RefSeq and is a predicted model, not a curated record. Gene Ontology annotation, cellular component: membrane-bounded organelle. Lineage: Eukaryota; Metazoa; Chordata; Actinopteri; Salmoniformes; Salmonidae.